Molecule: messenger RNA, 10705 nt
Organism: Diorhabda carinulata
Lineage: Eukaryota; Metazoa; Arthropoda; Insecta; Coleoptera; Chrysomelidae
Exons: 6
Coding region: 16-10608 (3530 amino acids)
Source: RefSeq, a predicted model, not a curated record
UUAAUAUAAAAGAACAUGUGUUAUGGUUUUAAGAAAAAACGAACGAAAUUAUUUACGAAAAUUUUAAUAAUGCGACCCGUUCUAAUUGUAUCGAUUAUCUGUGCCAUAUUAUUGGUAUCAGUUAGUGCCAAUAACCAAGAAAUCAGUGAUGACAAUACUAACGAAACAGGCGAUCCUUUAGAAAGCCUACAAGACGGACCUUGCGAAGAUGAUCUAAAUGAAAACCAAUCAACAAUUGAUAUACAGAUUGAAUCAUUCACGACAGAAAUAUCGCCAGAAUAUCCAGCUAAUAACGACACUCAAAAUAUUACUGUCAUUUCUCGAAAUAUAACUGAUAUCAGAUUGGAUACACCCGACAAGAACGGAGGAUUAACCGAUCUCGAAAAUAACGACGACGUAGUUGAAGAUACUACAAAUGAUGCUGCAACUACUGUAAACGAUUUAAAUGUUAAUAACACAGAAAAUGAUGAUAUUACUGAAGGAUCAGUUAAUAACGAAACUUAUAACAAUAACGAUGCAAUAGAUGAUUCUAUUGAUGUUACUACAGAAAGUAAUUUUAAGGAUGAUGCCGAUACAGAUUCAAUUGGUAACAGUGGAUUGACUAAUGAAGGAUUUGUCGAUAUUGUAACCAUAGUUUAUCAAAGAAGUGAUAAUACAGACGCAACAGAUUCUGGUUACGAUAUUAAAGUAACUGCUGGUGAUAAUGAUGAAGAUACAACUGAUGAAAGUGAAACUACUACAGUUGUUAACGCAAGAAACGAUAUUGAAGCAAAAGAUAACGUACCUAUUGAUGGUAAUAGAGAUAAAAAUGUGAAUGAUGAUGAAGAAACUACCAAUACAGACGCAACUAACUCUGAUGACGAUAUUAGUACAACUGCUGGUGAUAAUAAUGAAGAUACAACUGAUGAAAGUGAAACUACUACAGUUGAUGUAACAAUUUCUGAUGUAAGAAACGAUAUUAAAGCAGAUGAUAAAGUAUCUAAUGAUGAUAUUAACAACAACAAUAUAGAUAAUAAUGAAUAUAUUGUUAAUACAGAUGCAACAGAUUCUAUUGACGAUAUUAAUGUUACUACUGGUGAUAAUAAUGACGAUACAACUGAUGAAAGUGAAACUACUACAGUUGAUGUAACAAUUUCUGAUGUAAGAAACGAUAUUAAAGCAGAUGAUAAAGUAUCUAAUGAUGAUAUUAACAACAACAAUAUAGACAAUAAUGAAUAUAUUGUUAAUACAGAUGCAACAGAUUCUGAUGACGAUAUUAGUACAACUGCUGGUGAUAAUAAUGAAGAUACAACUGAUGAAAGUGAAACUACUACAGUUGAUGUAACAAUUUCUGAUGUAAGAAACGAUAUUAAAGCAGAUGAUAAAGUAUCUAAUGAUGAUAUUAACAACAACAAUAUAGAUAAUAAUGAAUAUAUUGUUAAUACAGAUGCAACAGAUUCUAUUGACGAUAUUAAUGUUACUACUGGUGAUAAUAAUGACGAUACAACUGAUGAAAGUGAAACUACUACAGUUGAUGUAACAAUUUCUGAUGUAAGAAACGAUAUUAAAGCAGAUGAUAAAGUAUCUAAUGAUGAUAUUAACAACAACAAUAUAGACAAUAAUGAAUAUAUUGUUAAUACAGAUGCAACAGAUUCUGGUGACGAUAUUAAUGUUACUACUGGUGAUAAUAAUGAAGAUACAACUGAUGAAAGUGAAACUACUACAGUUGAUGUAACAAUUUCUGAUGUAAGAAACGAUAUUAAAGCAGAUGAUAAAGUAUCUAAUGAUGAUAUUAACAACAACAAUAUAGACAAUAAUGAAUAUAUUGUUAAUACAGAUGCAACAGAUUCUAUUGACGAUAUUAAUGUUACUACUGGUGAUAAUAAUGACGAUACAACUGAUGAAAGUGAAACUACUACAGUUGAUGUAACAAUUUCUGAUGUAAGAAACGAUAUUAAAGCAGAUGAUAAAGUAUCUAAUGAUGAUAUUAACAACAACAAUAUAGAUAAUAAUGAAUAUAUUGUUAAUACAGAUGCAGCAGAUUCUGUUGACGAUAUUAAUGUUACUACUGGUGAUAAUAAUGACGAUACAACUGAUGAAAGUGAAACUACUACAGUUGAUGUAACAAUUUCUGAUGUAAGAAACGAUAUUAAAGCAGAUGAUAAAGUAUCUAAUGAUGAUAUUAACAACAACAAUAUAGAUAAUAAUGAAUAUAUUGUUAAUACAGAUGCAACAGAUUCUAUUGACGAUAUUAAUGUUACUACUGGUGAUAAUAAUGACGAUACAACUGAUGAAAGUGAAACUACUACAGUUGAUGUAACAAUUUCUGAUGUAAGAAACGAUAUUAAAGCAGAUGAUAAAGUAUCUAAUGAUGAUAUUAACAACAACAAUAUAGACAAUAAUGAAUAUAUUGUUAAUACAGAUGCAACAGAUUCUGGUGACGAUAUUAAUGUUACUACUGGUGAUAAUAAUGAAGAUACAACUGAUGAAAGUGAAACUACUACAGUUGAUGUAACAAUUUCUGAUGUAAGAAACGAUAUUAAAGCAGAUGAUAAAGUAUCUAAUGAUGAUAUUAACAACAACAAUAUAGACAAUAAUGAAUAUAUUGUUAAUACAGAUGCAACAGAUUCUAUUGACGAUAUUAAUGUUACUACUGGUGAUAAUAAUGACGAUACAACUGAUGAAAGUGAAACUACUACAGUUGAUGUAACAAUUUCUGAUGUAAGAAACGAUAUUAAAGCAGAUGAUAAAGUAUCUAAUGAUGAUAUUAACAACAACAAUAUAGAUAAUAAUGAAUAUAUUGUUAAUACAGAUGCAGCAGAUUCUGUUGACGAUAUUAAUGUUACUACUGGUGAUAAUAAUGACGAUACAACUGAUGAAAGUGAAACUACUACAGUUGAUGUAACAAUUUCUGAUGUAAGAAACGAUAUUAAAGCAGAUGAUAAAGUAUCUAAUGAUGAUAUUAACAACAACAAUAUAGACAAUAAUGAAUAUAUUGUUAAUACAGAUGCAACAGAUUCUAUUGACGAUAUUAAUGUUACUACUGGUGAUAAUAAUGACGAUACAACUGAUGAAAGUGAAACUACUACAGUUGAUGUAACAAUUUCUGAUGUAAGAUACGAUAUUAAAGCAGAUGAUAAAGUAUCUAAUGAUGAUAUUAACAACAACAAUAUAGACAAUAAUGAAUAUAUUGUUAAUACAGAUGCAACAGAUUCUAUUGACGAUAUUAAUGUUACUACUGGUGAUAAUAAUGACGAUACAACUGAUGAAAGUGAAACUACUACAGUUGAUGUAACAAUUUCUGAUGUAAGAAACGAUAUUAAAGCAGAUGAUAAAGUAUCUAAUGAUGAUAUUAACAACAACAAUAUAGAUAAUAAUGAAUAUAUUGUUAAUACAGAUGCAGCAGAUUCUGUUGACGAUAUUAAUGUUACUACUGGUGAUAAUAAUGACGAUACAACUGAUGAAAGUGAAACUACUACAGUUGAUGUAACAAUUUCUGAUGUAAGAAACGAUAUUAAAGCAGAUGAUAAAGUAUCUAAUGAUGAUAUUAACAACAACAAUAUAGACAAUAAUGAAUAUAUUGUUAAUACAGAUGCAACAGAUUCUAUUGACGAUAUUAAUGUUACUACUGGUGAUAAUAAUGACGAUACAACUGAUGAAAGUGAAACUACUACAGUUGAUGUAACAAUUUCUGAUGUAAGAAACGAUAUUAAAGCAGAUGAUAAAGUAUCUAAUGAUGAUAUUAACAACAACAAUAUAGAUAAUAAUGAAUAUAUUGUUAAUACAGAUGCAGCAGAUUCUGUUGACGAUAUUAAUGUUACUACUGGUGAUAAUAAUGACGAUACAACUGAUGAAAGUGAAACUACUACAGUUGAUGUAACAAUUUCUGAUGUAAGAAACGAUAUUAAAGCAGAUGAUAAAGUAUCUAAUGAUGAUAUUAACAACAACAAUAUAGACAAUAAUGAAUAUAUUGUUAAUACAGAUGCAACAGAUUCUAUUGACGAUAUUAAUGUUACUACUGGUGAUAAUAAUGACGAUACAACUGAUGAAAGUGAAACUACUACAGUUGAUGUAACAAUUUCUGAUGUAAGAAACGAUAUUAAAGCAGAUGAUAAAGUAUCUAAUGAUGAUAUUAACAACAACAAUAUAGAUAAUAAUGAAUAUAUUGUUAAUACAGAUGCAGCAGAUUCUGUUGACGAUAUUAAUGUUACUACUGGUGAUAAUAAUGACGAUACAACUGAUGAAAGUGAAACUACUACAGUUGAUGUAACAAUUUCUGAUGUAAGAAACGAUAUUAAAGCAGAUGAUAAAGUAUCUAAUGAUGAUAUUAACAACAACAAUAUAGACAAUAAUGAAUAUAUUGUUAAUACAGAUGCAACAGAUUCUGGUGACGAUAUUAAUGUUACUACUGGUGAUAAUAAUGAAGAUACAACUGAUGAAAGUGAAACUACUACAGUUGAUGUAACAAUUUCUGAUGUAAGAAACGAUAUUAAAGCAGAUGAUAAAGUAUCUAAUGAUGAUAUUAACAACAACAAUAUAGAUAAUAAUGAAUAUAUUGUUAAUACAGAUACAACAGAUUCUGGUGACGAUAUUAAUGUUACUACUGGUGAUAAUAAUGAAAAUACAACUGAUGAAAGUGAAACUACUACAGUUGGUUUUGAUGCUAUUAUCACAAUUGUAGAUGCAGGAAAAGAUAAUAAGAAUGAUGUAGAUGACAAUUCUGCUAAGGGAUUUGAAAAUAGUGAAGAUACUAAAAAAACUACAAUUGGAGAAAACGCUGAUGGUAGUUUCAGUGUCAAUUCUGAAGUUAAUGAUGAAGACACCACUGAAAAUAACGAUGUUUUUACCAUAGUAACCGAUUCAAGUAUAAUUGAUGACGAAACUACAAUUAAUUCAAAUAUAAAUGAUGCAAAUGAUGAUAUACAAACUAAUGAUGACGGAAUAACUGAGAAUGGCAGUAAUUCAAAUACAAACAACGCCAAUAAUGAUGAAAAAACCGAUGCUAAUGUUGACAAUGGUGUUUUUGAUGGAGCUAAUAAUGAUAAUAACAACGAAAGCAACAAUAUUGACGAUGCUACUGAUAGUGCUAAUGGUGUAUCUAGCGCAUCCGCUACAGAAACUACUAAUGUAUAUAAUAAUGAUGAUAAUGAUACAAACAAUGAAAAUUUAGAAAUUGACCAAACUACUACCGAAAAAGGUAAUGAAAAUGGCACCGAAGCUCCAAACACAGAUGAUGAAACAACAUUAAACACGAAUUCGCAAAAUAUUUCUGUCGACACCAAUGAUGAAUCAACUAAUGACGGAAACCAAAAAACUCCCGAUGGUUUUGGAGAUUCAACGACAGAUAUUGGAGAAGAAAUACUAAAAAUUAAGGAGGAAAUGAGACAGAAAGCAGAGGAGUUAAGAAAACGAUUAGAAGAAGUAAGGAAGCAACAAGACAAGCAAAAAGAAGAAGAGAGGAGAGUAAAGGAAGAAGAGAAAAAGCGUAAGGAAGAGGAAAGAAGACAGAAAGAGCUCGAGAAGAAGCAAAAAGAAGAAGAGAGAAGACAGAAGGAACUCGAAAAGAAACAAAAAGAAGAAGAGGAGAAAAAACAGAAAGAGCUCGAGAAGAAGCAAAAAGAAGAAGAGAAGAAAAAACAGAAAGAGCUCGAGAAGAAGCAAAAAGAAGAAGAGGAGAAAAAACAGAAGGAGCUCGAGAAGGAGCAAAAAGAAGAAGAGAGAAGACAGAAGGAGCUCGAAAAGAAACAAAAAGAAGAAGAGGAGAAAAAACAGAAGGAGCUCGAAGAGAAGAAAAAAGAAGAAGAGGAGAAAAAACAGAAGGAGCUCGAGAAGAAGCAAAAACAAGAAGAGGAGAAAAAACAGAAGGAGCUCGAGAAGAAGCAAAAACAAGAAGAAGAAAAAAGACAGAAGGAGCUCGAAAAGAAGCAGAAAGAAGAAGAAAAAAGAAGACAAAAGGAGCUUGAGCAGAAGCAAAAAGAAGAAGAAAAGAAAUUGAAAGAAGAACAAAGGAAGCAGAAAGAAGAAGAGAAUAGGAGAAAGCAGGAAGAGAAAAGAAUACAGAACGAGGAAAGACAGAAACAGAAAUUAGAAGAACAAAAACUAAAAGAGGAAGAACGGAAAAGGAAAGAAGAAGAGAAGAAUGAUUCUGAUGAAAGUGAAGAGGAUAGUAUAGAAAACACACAAAACAAUACAGAAAAAUAUGAGAAAUGGAUGAUGAUACUCCAGAGAAAAAUCGAGCAGAAACAAAAAUAUUUAGAUUCUAUUAAGGAGAAAUAUGGAAUCGACGUACAGUGCGACUCAGAAAUUUGUAGAUUAAAUUGUGUAUUAGCUCGUAAUCAUUCAGGUUAUUGCAAUAAAGAUAAAUUAUUUUUAGAUAGAAUUUCAAUCAUGCUAUCGGUUAAAGUUUUGUUACUAAUUUGUGCCAUAUCUUGGACACUAGUAGUAGCAGAAGAAGAAGAUGUUAAUGUUGAUAACAAACAAGAUGGAGAAAUAAAUUUAACUAAUUAUCAAAACAUAUCAGCAAACAAUUAUAAUAAAAGUAGAGUAGUAAGAGAUACCGAAGAAAGUGAAGAUGAUAAUGAUGAAAGUGCAGAAAGUACCGAAGAUACCGAAGAAAGCGAUGACGAAGAUAAUGAAAGCGACAAUUCCACAGAAGAUAAUGAAAAUGAUAGUGAACAGACAGCUACAACAGUUGAUGAAAGUAAUGAAAUAACAAGUGGAACAACCGAAAGCAGUGAAAACAGUAACGAAAAUUCACAAGAUAAUGAUGAUGAUAAUGAUGAUGAAAGUACAGAAGCUACAAAUGAUACUGAAGAAAACGAUGACGAAGAUAGUGAAAGCGACAAUUCUACAGAAGAAAGUGAAAAUAAACAGACAGCUACAACAGUUGAUGAAAGUAAUGAAAUAACAAGUGGAACAACAGAAAGCAGUGAAAACAGUGACGAAAAUUCACAAGAAAAUGAUGAUGAAAGUACAGAAGCCACAAAUGAUACCGAAGAAAACGAUGACGAAGAUAAUGAAAGCGACAAUUCUACAGAAGAAAAUGAAAAUCAACAAACAGCUACAACAGUUGAUGAAAGUAAUGAAAUAACAAGUGGAACAACCGAAAGCAGUGAAAACAGUGACGAAAAUUCACAAGAAAAUGAUGAUGAAAGUACAGAAGCCACAAAUGAUACCGAAGAAAACGAUGACGAAGAUAAUGAAAGCGACAAUUCUACAGAAGAAAAUGAAAAUCAACAAACAGCUACAACAGUUGAUGAAAGUAAUGAAAUAACAAGUGGAACAACCGAAAGCAGUGAAAACAGUGACGAAAAUUCACAAGAAAAUGAUGAUGAAAGUACAGAAGCCACAAAUGAUACAGAAGAAAACGAUGACGAAGAUAAUGAAAGCGACAAUUCUACAGAAGAAAAUGAAAAUCAACAAACAGCUACAACAGUUGAUGAAAGUAAUGAAAUAACAAGUGGAACAACCGAAAGCAGUGAAAACAGUGACGAAAAUUCACAAGAAAAUGAUGAUGAAAGUACAGAAGCCACAAAUGAUACAGAAGAAAACGAUGACGAAGAUAAUGAAAGCGACAAUUCUACAGAAGAAAAUGAAAAUCAACAAACAGCUACAUCAGUUGAUGAAAGUAAUGAAAUAACAAGUGGAACAACAGAAAGCAGUGAAAACAGUGACGAAAAUUCACAAGAAAAUGAUGAUGAAAGUACAGAAGCCACAAAUGAUACAGAAGAAAACGAUGACGAAGAUAAUGAAAGCGACAAUUCUACAGAAGAAAAUGAAAAUCAACAAACAGCUACAACAGUUGAUGAAAGUAAUGAAAUAACAAGUGGAACAACCGAAAGCAGUGAAAACAGUGACGAAAAUUCACAAGAAAAUGAUGAUGAAAGUACAGAAGCCACAAAUGAUACAGAAGAAAACGAUGACGAAGAUAAUGAAAGCGACAAUUCUACAGAAGAAAAUGAAAAUCAACAAACAGCUACAACAGUUGAUGAAAGUAAUGAAAUAACAAGUGGAACAACCGAAAGCAGUGAAAACAGUGACGAAAAUUCACAAGAAAAUGAUGAUGAAAGUACAGAAGCCACAAAUGAUACAGAAGAAAACGAUGACGAAGAUAAUGAAAGCGACAAUUCUACAGAAGAAAAUGAAAAUCAACAAACAGCUACAUCAGUUGAUGAAAGUAAUGAAAUAACAAGUGGAACAACAGAAAGCAGUGAAAACAGUGACGAAAAUUCACAAGAAAAUGAUGAUGAAAGUACAGAAGCCACAAAUGAUACCGAAGAAAACGAUGACGAAGAUAAUGAAAGCGACAAUUCUACAGAAGAAAAUGAAAAUCAACAAACAGCUACAACAGUUGAUGAAAGUAAUGAAAUAACAAGUGGAACAACCGAAAGCAGUGAAAACAGUGACGAAAAUUCACAAGAAAAUGAUGAUGAAAGUACAGAAGCCACAAAUGAUACCGAAGAAAACGAUGACGAAGAUAAUGAAAGCGACAAUUCUACAGAAGAAAAUGAAAAUCAACAAACAGCUACAACAGUUGAUGAAAGUAAUGAAAUAACAAGUGGAACAACCGAAAGCAGUGAAAACAGUGACGAAAAUUCACAAGAAAAUGAUGAUGAAAGUACAGAAGCCACAAAUGAUACAGAAGAAAACGAUGACGAAGAUAAUGAAAGCGACAAUUCUACAGAAGAAAAUGAAAAUCAACAAACAGCUACAUCAGUUGAUGAAAGUAAUGAAAUAACAAGUGGAACAACAGAAAGCAGUGAAAACAGUGACGAAAAUUCACAAGAAAAUGAUGAUGAAAGUACAGAAGCCACAAAUGAUACAGAAGAAAACGAUGACGAAGAUAAUGAAAGCGACAAUUCUACAGAAGAAAAUGAAAAUCAACAAACAGCUACAACAGUUGAUGAAAGUAAUGAAAUAACAAGUGGAACAACCGAAAGCAGUGAAAACAGUGACGAAAAUUCACAAGAAAAUGAUGAUGAAAGUACAGAAGCCACAAAUGAUACAGAAGAAAACGAUGACGAAGAUAAUGAAAGCGACAAUUCUACAGAAGAAAAUGAAAAUCAACAAACAGCUACAACAGUUGAUGAAAGUAAUGAAAUAACAAGUGGAACAACCGAAAGCAGUGAAAACAGUGACGAAAAUUCACAAGAAAAUGAUGAUGAAAGUACAGAAGCCACAAAUGAUACAGAAGAAAACGAUGACGAAGAUAAUGAAAGCGACAAUUCUACAGAAGAAAAUGAAAAUCAACAAACAGCUACAUCAGUUGAUGAAAGUAAUGAAAUAACAAGUGGAACAACAGAAAGCAGUGAAAACAGUGACGAAAAUUCACAAGAAAAUGAUGAUGAAAGUACAGAAAGUACAAAUGAUACCGAAGAAAACGAUGACGAAGAUAGUGAAAGCGACAAUUUUACAGAAGAAAAUGAAAAUCAACAAACAGCUACAACAGUUGAUGAAAGUAAUGAAAUAACAAGUGGAACAACCGAAAGCAAUGAAAACAGUGACGAAAAUUCACAAGAAAAUGAUGAUGAAAGUACUGAAGCCACAAAUGAUACCGAAGAAAACGAUGACGAAGAUAAUGAAAGCGACAAUUCUACAGAAGAUAAUGAAAAUGAUAGUGAACAGACAGCUACAACAGUUGAUGAAAGUAAUGAAAUAACUAGAGGAACAACCGAAAGCAGUGAAAACAGUGACGAAAAUUCACAAGAAAAUGAUGAUGAUAAUGAUGAUGAAAGUACAGAAAGUACAAAUGAUACCAAAGAAAACGAUAACGAAGAUAAUGAAAGCGACAAUUCUACAGAAGAAAAUGAAAAUCAUAGUGAACAAACAGCUACAACAGUUGAUGAAAGUAAUGAAAUAACUAGUGGAACAACAGAAAGCAGUGAAAACAGUGACGAAAAUUCACAAGAAAAUGAUGAUGAAAGUACAGAAAGUACAAAUGAUACCGAAGAAAACGAUGACAAAGAUAAUGAAAGCGACAAUUCUACAGAAGAAAAUGAAAAUGAUAGUAAACAAACAGCUACAACAGUUGAUGAAAGUAAUGAAAUAACUAGAGGAAUAACCGAAAGCAGUGAAAACAGUGACGAAAAUUCAGAAGAAAAUUAUGAUGAUAAUGAUGAUGAAAGUACAGAAAGUACAAAUGAUACCGAAGAAAACGAUGACGAAGAUAAUGAAAGCGACAAUUCUACAGAAGAAAAUGAAAAUGAUACAAAUAAUAAUAAUGCAGAUAAUAGCAACGAUAAUAAUGGAAGCAAAACUGAAGACAGUGAUAAUGCUAACAAUAACCAAAAUGAUUAUGCUGAAAUUACUGAAACAAAUGUUAAUAACCAGGAUGACGAUACAAAUAAUAGUCAAAAAGAAAAUUCUCAAAAUAAUUCAUUGGAAGAUAAUAAGAAAAAAGGAAAGAAGUCAAACGAACAAGAAGAAUAUAAUGAGAAGAAGACAAAGCAAUCGAAUUGGAUCGAAAGAAUCAAUAAACGACUUGUAAAGAGACAAGAAUAUUUAGACAAUUUUGAACAUCGAUACGGAAUCCAUAUUCAAUGUGAUCCCAAAUUUUGCAAAAUGCAAUGUAUUGUGAACGGUAACCAUGCUGGAUAUUGUAGACGAUCUACAGAAUGCGCAUGCGUUUGAAUAUAACACACGAAGACGACCACUAAGGGAAUCGUAGUAAUACUAGUUAACGAAUUUUAGUAAUGUGUAGUUUGAAAAUAAAUAUUGUUAUCAAAAA